This is a messenger RNA of Dreissena polymorpha, 5060 nucleotides long. Its product is annotated as bifunctional heparan sulfate N-deacetylase/N-sulfotransferase-like. Gene Ontology annotation, molecular function: deacetylase activity; heparan sulfate N-sulfotransferase activity. Bases 275 to 2932 code for a protein of 885 amino acids. The record is from RefSeq and is a predicted model, not a curated record. Gene Ontology annotation, cellular component: Golgi apparatus. The transcript is spliced from 13 exons. Lineage: Eukaryota; Metazoa; Mollusca; Bivalvia; Myida; Dreissenidae.
UUUUAUGAAACCGUUGGUCACAUAAAAAAUGUUUAUUUUGGUGUAGUUUUAUUCUAAAUGAUUAUUUGCUGCUCGCCUAUGUGUUUAAUCAAUCAAGCUUACCUCCUUGAACAUUUACGUUCGUAGAGGAGUUAAAAGUAAAGAAUAGGAAAUGGAGUCAAUUUAUAACAGAUCACAUUCUGAGAAAGUUGAAUGACACUGCCAAUAGUGCCAUAGAUGGGCUAUUCAAAGAUGUUAAUGAUAUGCUAGUAAAGUUUUGCAGUGAUAUCAGGAAAUGUUACUGAGAUUUGAGAUGUGGCGAAGGACUCUGCAGAGACUUGUCUGUCAGAGACGAUGCACUUUAACUAGGCUUUUAGCUGUGGUGUUCCUAGUAGUGGUUUUAGUUCUAUUGAUUCAGAAUUACAGAGAUUCAGGGUGGACAAAACCAGAGAUACCUACUUACAGAGGCCCUCCCCCAUCCCCAUACACAACAUGCAACAUGCUUGAUAAUAAACAGCUUGCAAAUAAGGGUCCAAACAAUCAUAAUGUUCCUCAUGAAACAAAAACUGGACGGAAGGUGCUUGUGAUUGUAGAAUCUCUUUAUUCCAAAAGUGCAAAAAAUAUAGCAGUUUCUAUGGAAUUGGCUCGAUUUGUGUUCAAAAUUGUUGACGAUAAAUCACUGCCUACUUUGACUCACAUGGGUAAAGGGCGAUUUGGGGUUGUGAUUUUUGAAACAAUUAAUUUGUAUUUGAACUUGCAAAGUUGGGAUAGGCAGCUUAUAGAUAAAUACUGUUAUGAAUACAAAGUUGGCAUGAUUUUCUUCACCAAGCCACCAAAUGAAAAUGAAAAGACUGUUGAAAAUAUCCCAGACUUUGCAUUUACUGUCCAGUAUAAUGUUGGCUUGAAAAAAUACAAAUUAAACCCAAACUCAGAAAUAUGGCGGAUUACAAAACCAGGAGAAAUUGUGAGUGAAACCUUUCAAGAAAAUGAAUGGACGGUGUUCCAUACCAAUCAUUCAACCUACGAGCAUUUAGCAAGUGCCACUAAAGUAGCCCCAUUCUACUCGGACUAUGAUCCACAGACGGCUGACAGCAACACUACAGUAUUCCCAGCGGUGUUGGACAAGGGUCUAAAUGACGGCAUCCGGCGCGUGUUUCUAGGUCAAGGAACUUCGUUCUGGCUGCACACUCUCAUGCUGCUGGAUAGCAUGUCUUACCUCUCGUAUGGAUCCAUCAGCCUGUCACUGGAGCGGAAUAUUCAGGUGGACAUUGAUGACAUAUUUGUGGGAGUCACUGGGACCAGGAUGAAAGCAGAGGAUGCUGAUGAGCUGGUUGCUGCUCAGUCACGGAUCCGGGAGGUUGUGGACGGGUUCCAUUUCAUGCUGGGUUUCUCUGGCUGGUACUAUAAGCAUGGCAGUCCAGAGGAGAAUGCUGGGGAUGAGAAACUCAUUGAGUACAAGGACCACUUCCACUGGUUCCCCCACAUGUGGAGGCAUGAGCAGCCUCACAAGUUCACAGAGCAGGAGCUGGUACAGAGCAUGAGUCUCAACUACCAGUUUGCAAAGGACCACAAUCUCCCAAUAGUGGACAACUAUGCGGUGGCCCCUCACCACUCAGGCGUGUUCCCUGUUCACGACCCCGUGUAUGUGGCGUGGAAGUCUAUCUGGGACAUCAAGGUCACCAGCACAGAGGAGUACCCCAGACUGCACCCUGGCUGGGGACGCAGGGGCUUCGUGCACAGGGGAAUCAUGGUACUCCCGCGGCAGACAUGUGGUCUGUUCACUCACACAAUAUUCCUGAACAGUUAUCCAGGUGGCUCGGAGAGGCUCGUGAAAAGCAUUAAAGGGGGGGAACUCUUCAAGACCUUCCUAUUCAAUCCGAUAAACAUAUACAUGACCCAUCUGUCCAACUACGGCAAUGAUCGACUGGCCCUGUACGCAUUUGAGAGUGUGAUCAAGUUUGUUCAGUGCUGGACCAACCUGAAGUUGUCACAGAUCUCACCAAUGGAGCUUGCCAUGAAAUACUUUGACAUGUUUCCAGAGGAGAAAACACCAUUGUGGAGGAACCCCUGUGACUAUGAGAAACACAUGGAGAUCUGGUCAGCCAACAAGACUUGUGAUCGCUUACCACACUUCCUGGUGGUUGGACCUCAGAAAACUGGUACAACUGCCCUGUAUACAUUCCUGGCCAUGCACCCUUCGAUCCAUAGCAAUAGGAACAGCCAUGACACUUUUGAAGAGGUCCAGUUCUUCAAUGGAAACAACUACCUUAAUGGAAUAGACUGGUACAUGGACUUUUUCCCCAUCCCCCAAGAGAAUGAAUCCCUGUUUGAGAAGAGUGCCACCUACUUUGACAACAUGCUGGUCCCUGAACGUGUGCAUGCCCUGCUUCCACGCGCAAAGAUCAUCUGUAUUCUCAUCAGUCCCUCAAAAAGGGCUUACUCCUGGUAUCAGCACAUGAGAGCUCACAAAGACCCAGUGGCCCUCAACUACACUUUCCAAGACCUGAUUACGGCUCCUGAUACAGCCCCUCGGGAGGUGAGGACCCUCAGAAAUCGCUGCCUGAACCCUGGGGAAUACUAUGAGCACUUAGACAGGUGGCUGGAAUACUUCUCCUCUAAACAGAUCCAUAUCAUCGAUGGUGAAAGUUUGAAGGACGACCCUAUUGAAGUAAUGGACAACGUUCAAAAGUUUAUUGGCGUUCAAAAUUAUCUGAACUAUUCCACUGUGUUAAGAUUCGAUUCCAAGAAAGGGUUCUUCUGUCAAAUGCUGUCCACGUCAAAAAAUAAAUGUCUGGGCAGCAGUAAAGGGAGAGUAUACCCGUCCAUGGAUGAAGAAACCGAGAAAUAUCUUCAAACCUAUUACUUCAAGCACAACACACAGCUUGUACAACUUCUCGAGAAGUUGAAGAUUAGCAUUCCUAAAUGGUUGAAACAGGAAACAAAAUUCAGUUGAUGAAUUUUUUUUAAAAGUAUUUAUGAUGUGGUCUCAUUUUCAUUUGUACAUAUCUAAUCUCAAUGUUAUUUAUAUAGUAUAUUGUUUUUCAGUUAUGAAAUGUUUAUUCAAUGUUGUUUUAAGGGUAUGAAUUGGUUAUACAUUAAAUUUUACUGUAAAAUUGACCGAUAUAAGUUUAAAAUGUAGUACUGGAGUUGCAGAUGAGACCAAUUUAACUGAUAUAUAUAUUUAGCUCUUCUGAGCACAACUUGCUCAUAGGAAACAGUGGUGUCCGUUGUCUGAUAGUGUUUUAUGUGAAGGAGUCAUGUGCAUCAGUCAGUAUUUUCUUCAAGCAACAUAAGAGAUGUUUGGCAUAAUUUAAAUUAAUGAAACAAUUCAAGAAUGUUCCUUUCCUGAGGAAUUUUGCAUUGGUGGCUCAUUAUCAAAAUUGUUUGAAUGGUUUCUGUUAGUUGAUUAACUAGGUCAUGGAAUAAAAAGGGGUUUUUACAUAUGAAAACUUGAAAAAGGAUUUUCGGGAAAACGCAUGGCUCAAAGGUAAUAUAUUUGUUAUGUAAUCAUAUUGUGGCCCUCUGCAUAGAUUGUGCAAAUUAUGCCCAUUUGGUAAAAACUGGCCUUGCUCCAAAGGUCACCAGUUUAACAUAGAAUUAUAUUGUAAAAUCAUUUGACAAUUAUCUUGUCUGAACUUGAAGGCUUCAGACUCUCAUAUUUGGUAUGUUGCAUCUUCUAGAGGUCUCCUGCGAAGUUUGUUUACAUUCUUCUACAGGGACCAAAAGUUAUUUCGCCCAGGAGGUCACCAAUUUUAUAUUGACUUAAUUGGAAAAACCUUUAAAGAUGGUAUUGUCUGACACUGCAAAGCCCACGGAUUUCAUAUUCGGUAUAUUUUGUAUUUAGGGUCAUCUAUUGAUCCUCUUUAUAGUAUGGUCAAAUUAUGCCCCUUAGGUUGAAAGUGGUCUUACCCUGGGGUUGGGAUGGUUACCAGUUUGUUUUUUGCUAUUAUGGACAAAAAAAUUAAAUCUUAGUUUUUGAAACUGCAAAGCCCAUUCAGUACUUUCAUAUUUGGUAUGUAUUACCAUCUAAUGGUCUUAAACAAAGUUUGUUAAAAUCAUGCCCCUUUGGUCAAAUCUGACCCAGGGGUCUCAUUUUUAGCUCAUCUAUUUUUUGAAAAAAAAUUAUGAGCUAUUGUCAUCACCUUGGCGUCGGCGUCUGCGUCGGCGUCGGCGUCCGGUUAUGUUUUGCGUUUAGGUCCACUUUUCUCAGAAAGUAUCAAUGCUAUUGCAUUCAAACUUGGUACACUUACUUACUAUCAUGAGGGGACUGGGCAGGCAAAGUUAGAUAACUCUGGCGUGCAUUUUGACUGAAUUAUGUGCCCUUUUAUACUUAGAAAAUUGAAAAUUUUGGUUAAGUUUUGCGUUUAGGUCCACUUUUUUCAGAAAGUAUCUAUGCUAUUGCAUUCAAACUUGGUACACUUACUUACUAUCAUGAGGGGACUGGGCAGGCAAAGUUAGAUAACUCUGGCGUGCAUUUUGACAGAAUUAUGUGCCCUUUUUAUACUUAGAAAAUUGAAAAUUUUGGUUAAGUUUUGUGUUUAGGUCCAUUUUAUUCCUUAAGUAUCAAAGCUAUUGCUUUCAUACUCGCAACACUUACUAACUAUCAUAAGGGGACUGUGCAGGCAAAGUAAUGUAACUCUGACUGGCAUUUUGACAGAAUUAUGUGCCCUUUUUAUACUUAGAAAAUUGAAAAUUUGGGUAAGUUUUGUGUUAAGGUCCACUUUAUUCCUACAGUAUCAAAGCUAUUGCUUUCAUACUUGCAACACUUACUAACUAUCAUAAGGGGACUGUGCAGGCAAAGUUAUGUAACUCUGACUGGCAUUUUGACAGAAUUAUGGGCCCUUUAUACUUAGAAAAUUGAAAAUUUUGUUAAGUUUUGUGUUUUAGUCCACUUUACCCCUUAAUUAUCAUAGAUAUUGCUUUCAUACUUGGAACACUCGCAAACUAUCAUAAGGGUACAGUAAAAGGACAAGUUGCAUAACUCUGGAUGUCAUUUUUAUGGAAUUAUGGCCCUUUUUUGACUUAGUAACUUUGAAUAUAUGGUUAAAUUUUGUGUUUCGAUCCACUUUACUUCUUAAGUA